CCCACAUCGUAUUGCAAAGCAAAACGCAGUAAAGAUGCCGUCCACACACAAAUUAGAGAAGCCGUGGGAUACGGAUGAUAUCGAUAAAUGGAAGAUCGAAGAGUUCAAGCCCGAAGAUAAUGCCGCGGGAACAUUCACUGAGGAAUCAUCAUUUGCGACACUAUUUCCUAAAUACCGCGAAGUCUAUCUCAAGGAAGCAUGGCCGAUGAUCACUCGGGCACUCGAGAAGCAAGGAAUUGCCUGCACGCUCGACUUGGUUGAGGGUUGCAUGACAGUGAAAACGACUCGAAAGACUUAUGACCCGGCCGCUAUCCUGAAAGCUCGAGAUCUCAUCAAACUGCUUGCUCGAAGUGUUCCAGCUCCACAGGCAGUUAAGAUUCUCGAGGACGGCGUCGCCGCCGAUGUUAUCAAGAUCCGCAGCCUUGUUCGCAACAAGGAACGUUUCGUGAAGCGACGGCAACGUAUCCUUGGUCCCAACGGAUCCACACUCAAGGCUCUCGAGCUGCUCACCGAGACCUAUAUUCUGGUCCAAGGUAACACGGUCAGUGCGAUGGGACCAUUCAAGGGCCUUAAAGAACUGCGACGUAUUGUGGAAGACUGCAUGGCCAACAUCCACCCCAUCUACCAUAUCAAGGAGCUCAUGAUCAAGCGAGAACUGGCAAAGGACCCGGAGCUCGUGAAUGAGAGCUGGGAUCGGUUCCUGCCGCACUUUAAGAAGCGGAACCUGUCGAAGCGCCGGACACCCUUCAAGGUCACCGACAAGGCGAAGAAGGUGUACACGCCCUUCCCGCCACCCCAGGAGAAGAGCAAGGUCGACCUGCAGAUCGAAUCGGGCGAGUACUUCCUCAGCAAGCAGGCCAAGGAGCGUGCAGUACGGGAGCAGCGGGAAGAGCAACAGCGCGGAAAGGCAAUCGAGAGGCAAAAGGAGCGGGCAAAGGAGUUUGUCCCUCCCAAGGAAGACGCCGCUGGAGAGAAGAAGAAGCGCAAGCGAAAAGAAGAGGAUGGCGAAGUCAAGGACAAGAAGAAGAAGAAGUCAAAGAAGCACAAGGAGUCGGAAGCUUCUUCGGACGAGUAAUCUCUUUCUCUUCGUCUCUCGAGUUGCCCAUUCACUCUUGUUGUUUUUGUUGGCGUAUGAUUCAAAAGUUGACGUUUGGCCUAAUGUGAUCUCUUCUUUUCGCUCUACUCUGUUUCUUGGUUCUUUCAGUAAUUUGCUUUUUUAUCUCCCUUUGUAUCAUACCUAGGGCGCAUUCUUUUGUUCCGGGAGGGUUCUUGCACAUCUUCAGGCGCCUGGCUUGCAUACUGAUUAAAAUGUAACUCUUAUAUGAAAUUUGCAGUGCUUUGCUUCUAUUCACGCCUUGAUCUUUAUCAUCAAGGAUCAGGUGUUACCAGAAUGAAUCAAAU
This is a messenger RNA of Xylona heveae TC161, 1401 nucleotides long. Its product is annotated as ribosomal RNA assembly protein KRR1. Gene Ontology annotation, molecular function: RNA binding. The transcript has 3 exons. Gene Ontology annotation, cellular component: nucleolus; small-subunit processome. The record is from RefSeq and is a predicted model, not a curated record. Bases 35 to 1075 code for a protein of 346 amino acids. Lineage: Eukaryota; Fungi; Ascomycota; Xylonomycetes; Xylonales; Xylonaceae.